GUUUUUUCUAUUUAUUAUUAUUAUUUUUUUUAAUACACAUAGGCAGAAGAUUUGCAUGGCGGCUGCGAAAGGAUGCCACGCAUAAAUCGAGGGGAAAGAAAGGAGAGUGUCAUCUCUUUGGUGACUGUCAGUGGCGAUGAGGGUGUGGGAUUGGGACUGUUUUUCAGCGUGGCACGUGGCAUCAUAACAAAGGUAGCGCGAGAGUUGACGCCUCGUCGAACAGGACUGAUUCAUCAAGUUGGCGAGAGCGGACGAACAGCCAACCUCUACCGGGAGGUGGAUUGCCACUGCCACAGACGGUGUCACACAUGGGGGUGUGCCACGUGUCAGUUUUUUAACACGCUUGCGGCGCCAUUUGAUAGUCUUCAUCUUCGCAGAAGCCAGCGGUGCGGGAUCAGCUUUGGUGUGCGCAGUGGUGGAUUGCAAAGAAACUGCGGGAGUAGGACAACCAGCCACUCUGGUGGAGAUCCUGCCAGAAGUUUGCAGAGAGCCGCAAUGCCGCCAGAGUCUACUGCCACCGUUGAUCAGGGAGAGAAAGUGUCAUCCAAUGAAAAUGUCGAAACGAUCUUGCAGUUCUGGUUCAGCGAUGACGCAAAGCAGGCUGAUGGACAAGGUCAGAUAGAAGCAGAAGCGCAGCCACAAUGUGGAGGAGCGAAUCUGGACAAGUUUUUUGUCAAGAAAUGGUUUAUGGGCGGUCCUGCUGUGGACCAAGUUAUCAUCCGACGCUUCGCAGCUUUGCAUGAAAAAGCCAGGAAGGAAGAACUGUCCUCUUGGGAAGACAAUCCCCGUAGUACCCUAGCAUUGCUGCUGCUUCUCGAUCAAUUCUCGCGGAAUAUUUACCGAGGCACAGCUCAGGCAUUUGACCAGGAUGAUCUGGCUCUUGAUGUGACGAAAAGGGGAGGGAACCUGAGGGGAGGCACAGGGAUUGGUCCUGUUGGCAUGGUCCCUGAUGCUACCGGCUGUCCCCUAGCUGAUAUCAAGAAUCAAAAUCUUGCUGUCGAAUAUGCGAAGAAGAUGGUGGAAGAGUGUCCUGCUGAUUUGAAGUCCAACUGCCAAGGCUUUCUGGCAUUUGCAGAAAAACAUAAAGUGGUUAUUGAGCGCUUCGGCAGGUUUCCGCAUCGAAACGUCAUCCUUGGCCGAGAAGCGACAGCGGACGAAACUGAAUUCCUGAAAGAACCAGGUUCGUCAUUCGGAUAAAUGGCAGAGCUAAAAGAGCUAAACGAGCGACAAGCGCUUAGCGGCAGGUUCGGCAUCCCCCGAUGGCGGGUAGAGGAGAGAGAACUACAAGGGAUGAGAGGAUGUGUGAAAGGACAAAAAACCACAAAAGUGGGUUAUUGAGCGCUGCGGCAGGUUUCCGCAUCACAUCGGAACGUCAUCCUUGGCAGACACUCGACACGAGUCGACAGCGCAUGAAACACAAUUCCUGAAACAACCAAGUUCGGCAUUCAGAUAAAUGGGCUGAGGAAAGUGCGACGCAAUAACGCACCUGGUCAUGCUAAUUACGCGACGUUCCGGAAAUCCAGACUUCCAGCUCACUGCGUUCAUUGCAUAAUCGGCAGAGGAUAGAGCGAAGCCAGGGAGUCGUCAGGCAGAGGAGGAUAAAUGGCAGAGGAGAGAACUUAAGGGAGUCUCUACCCAUCUGAAGGAAGGAAGUCUCUACUCAUUUAAUAAGGGAGUCGACGACGUGGAAAGGGUAUAAUAGUAAUACUAUAUACAUGUAUAUCAUGUGAGGUUCUGAAGUCAAGUCACCGUAUUUUUUGGCUCACACUCCGUUUACGACCACGAUACAACGAGAAGGAGAUCCACACCAAAAAAAUUGUAACUGCCAAUUUUCAAUUUUGUCUUCAAUGAUUUGAAGAGGGGGGCCAGAUGGGAAGGAGAGGUUCGGACGAGCGACAUUCCCUAUCUUUUCUUCAGACAGACUACAUGAUGGUGGUUGUGGACAGACAGGUGUAUCUUUUCUUUAGACAGACUACAUGAUGGUGGUUGUGGACAGACAGGUGUAGGAAAAGAAAGGGGCAUUCCAGUCUAUUUUCUAUUUUAUUUUUUGCCUGUCUGAAUGGACAGGCUCUUCAGGAAUCCAUUGCGUGAACAGACGGUUGUAGAAAAGACAGGCUAUACGAUGGUGGUUUAGAGUCUUUAGACGGGGGGAGGGAAAGAAAGGGGAGUAUGCCAUUCACACACAUUCUCUAUCUAUUUUUCACUAGUAUUUUGUUUUUACUCUAUCACGGAAGAUGUCCAUGCGAUGGUUUCAUCGCAGGUCAUCAUCCUGCUGCUGUGUACUUUGCCACCAUGAGGUAUGGACAAUGGACAUACAGAAACUGGUUCAGCGCCGUGAAGAACAGUGGAGUGUGAAGAACAUACUGUAUAUCAUGUAUAUGGUAUUCUGGUCUGACUGAUGUAUAAGGGGUAUGUGUCUCAUUGUACGAUGCGGGAGUAAUUGACUC
Molecule: messenger RNA, 2447 nt
Organism: Chara braunii
Lineage: Eukaryota; Viridiplantae; Streptophyta; Charophyceae; Charales; Characeae
Source: the annotation of a GenBank genome assembly